Suillus bovinus is the source of this 722-nucleotide messenger RNA. RefSeq lists its product as uncharacterized. The transcript has a single exon. The record is from RefSeq and is a predicted model, not a curated record. Bases 84 to 608 code for a protein of 174 amino acids. NCBI's taxonomy places the organism in Eukaryota, Fungi, Basidiomycota, Agaricomycetes, Boletales, Suillaceae.
AUUGAUACACGCGCGGCUGCGCCCAUCAAAAGGGAGAAGAAUAUUUGAUCAGACGAUCAUGCUAUGGCCUCGACUCCAAGUUUAUGAUGAUCCUCUCACUUUGCGCUGUCCUCUUCGGCGUUCCGUUUGUUCGUGCUUCAGUAGUUCUACUCUCAGGUCUCAACGAUACAUGUAUCCAUCCAUUCGUUUACAACAACUGGCAACCCCGCGAUGCUAGAACCUUGUGGAUGAUUAUGUCGAGCUGUGGCUUAACUUUGUUUGCGUGCACAUGGACUGCCGUCCCUCCGGACAUUCCGCGUAUGGGUGAUGGGGCACUUGUUAUUGUCAUUCGUCGUCUACUCCUUAUGUUCAUUGCGUAUUUCGCCCCCGAACUCAUGGCCGCUUGGGCCGCAUGGCAACUCAUGUGUGCUCGUCAGGUUGCCAAGGACUUCAAUGAUGUCUUGGGUGCGCAACGCGCUCAGCUCCACAGCGACCGUGAAGCCGUGCAGCAGAGCAGCUCGGCAGUCGUGUUACCUGAUAACAUCUCAAAUUCAAGCGAGGGGUCAAAUGCAGGUCUGUUACUCAGACUCCUCAGUCAGACCGAAAUCAACGUAAAACUGAUGGCUUGACAGGGUGGACAGAGACGCACGGGUUCUUCGCCGGGAUGGGUGGAUUCGUGCUCUACGUCAAUAAUAAACCAUGGGCCACUCUCACACCCGAUGAACUCCUCCGGUUUGUUCGCG